Molecule: messenger RNA, 1017 nt
Organism: Striga asiatica
Lineage: Eukaryota; Viridiplantae; Streptophyta; Magnoliopsida; Lamiales; Orobanchaceae
Source: the annotation of a GenBank genome assembly
AAUUUCCCCAUUUUUGUUUUUAUUUGAAAUUGUCUGUCAUUUGACAAGAAGUGGCCUGAGCAAUUUUCAUUGAGUGGAGCUAAAAAUUAAGGCUCUGCCAUGGCGUAUCAGAAUUCCGGCAUGCUCACAAGAGAUCAACUGCUUCAUCUCUUUGAUCGAUUCGCCUCCCUGACCUCGCAACCUGAGGUGAAGCAACGUAUUUCUGAUGCCGUCAACGACAGGCAGGAAGCUGUAGCAGUAACAACUGCAAUCCAAGAAGAGAUAUUUUCAGAGAUGGGAGUUGAUCCACAAUUCGGUUUGGCGUGCUUGGGAAAAGUAAACAUGUCUUAUGAGAACGACCAAGAUUUGAUGAUUCGAUUUUACGCUUUUGUAGCACAAGAGGAGAUAGCAUGUGAAGAAGCAGAGCUUGGGCCAGAAAAAUUUGCAGAAAAAAUGGAAAUGCAGCAGUAUUUAGAGGAACAGCAAUUGGAGAUGCUGAAGCACAUGCGCCACUUCAACAUGGAUGAUCAGUCUGCAAUCAUCGAGAAGAUCCACCAACAGAUGGAGAACACGAACUUUCAACCCGAGGCAUCACUUUUGUCUGUCCAACAAAUCCAGGAUAUUGUGAGAAGAAGGGUCUCGCCCGGCUUCCAGUCAAUUUAGCGUUUGUUUCUUCCGAACAUUAUGAAUGAGAAUUUGAUUAUCUGUAAUUUUAUUGUGUACAUUUGUGGAGGUGACCGUCAAAGUGUUCUAAAUGAAAUGAGGCCAUCUGCUACCAAAGCUAGAAUCACAUGACUGGUCACUGGCCACUGUAUGUUAUUUGUAGAAGUGUUGAGAUUUGAGAAUGUAUGACAUUCAGUGACAAUAAGUACACUGUUAAGCCGACCAAAAAGUAGGUGGCUCAUACAUUUUCAAGAUAUAUGUAUACAUUCAAAUUGAAAUGUUAUACUCUAAUGACAUUAUUGGUAUGAUGGAGUGAAAUUUCGUAGGAAUAGAAUGAAUUGAAGAAUGAAAUGAUUAUGAGAAUGGAAUGAAACA